AUGGAAAAAUCAAUAAAUGCUAUUCCACAUGUUGUUAUUCGAGAAAUAUUUGAAACUGUUGAUUUAAAAACUUUGUUCAAAUGUCGAAGAGUUUGUCACUCAUGGAACAAUGAAAUUGAGAGUAUGAAAUAUAAACGAACACAGUAAGUUAAUUUCUGAUAAUUUGAACAGUUGAAAUCCGAAUAACUUGACAUCAUUAUGAAUCAACAUAAACCUUUCUCAAAAAAGUUAUGUCAGCAAAGUCUACGGUAUAUAAAAAAACCAUUUUAAUCAGAAAUUAAACUUUCAUAAGAAUAAUUCCCAAUAUUUUGUUUCAGAAAAUUGAAUAUUGAAAGGAUGUUGCUUGGAAUUGGAGAUAAUCAUAUUUCUAUCGAAGGAACAUCAAAAUCUUGUUAUUAUGCACAUUCAUUUCCCAAAUUUAUUGGAAUGAUUCGACAUUUUGAAUCCCCAAAUAUUCUACUUUUAUUUGUUAGAAAUCAUCAAAAUGGAAAUAUGAUUGAUUCAAUUAUAAAUGGAUUAAAUAUUGAAUGGUGUGAAAAUGUAAAAGAAUUAGAAAUUGGUGAUCUCGGGAAUAUUUCAACUGACAAAAUAAAUCAAGUAAUCUGGAAAUUCUCAAAUAUUUAUUAUUUAAAUAUCUCAUGGAAAAAUCAGGAAUCUGUUUCGUGCUCAAUGUUUCUUCGAAGUUUGCAGAAAUUACGAUUUUUGAGAAUAUAUCAAAAUUUGGAAAAUGACAAUUAUUCGAAUGGAUUAUUCCUAGAUAAUGAAUCUUUGGAUAUUUUAAUAACACAUCAGGUAAAUGAAUUUUUUGUGAUUAAAUAUAACUUAUUUUAGAUAAACAAUUCUCGACUUCUUCAACAUAUUGAAUUAUGGAACAUGAAAAUCACAUUUACCAAUGAUGAAUUUAUGAAUUUUCUAACAAAGUUAUCGACUAUUCCAGUUCAUCAAGAUGUACUUACAACAAUUCCGAAAUGUGUCAACGUAAGUGAUAGCCGAAAAAAAUCAAACUCAAAUUCAUAAAUUUCAGGCUCAAAUCGAUGAAAUCGUGUAUAUUAGUUUUCUUUCUUGCCAAUUCGAGAAUCCAAUUCUCACAAAUCUUCAACACUUUUGCUCGGAAAAUGUAUAUAGUUUCAGAAUUGCUCAAACAAGUUUCGAGAUUCUAAUUGAUUGA
Molecule: messenger RNA, 1168 nt
Organism: Caenorhabditis angaria
Lineage: Eukaryota; Metazoa; Nematoda; Chromadorea; Rhabditida; Rhabditidae
Source: the annotation of a GenBank genome assembly